This is a messenger RNA of Ochotona princeps (American pika), 1054 nucleotides long. RefSeq lists its product as uncharacterized. The record is from RefSeq and is a predicted model, not a curated record. Bases 16 to 906 code for a protein of 296 amino acids. NCBI's taxonomy places the organism in Eukaryota, Metazoa, Chordata, Mammalia, Lagomorpha, Ochotonidae. The transcript is spliced from 2 exons.
GCCUCCCCAACACCAAUGAGCUCCCCCUCCCACACCCCCAGUCCGUCCCCCACCCAGUCCCCCUCCCAGUCCCGCUCCAACAACAUCGUAGCCCCUUCAGCCCAGCAGCCCUACGGGAGCUCGGGAGGCUCGAACCCCUCCCCGUCGCCCACCCGCGGGGGCACCUCCUCCCGGCCCCCCUCCCACCCGCCCACACCCACCACCUCGCAGCCCUCCUCGCGGGCAUCCUCCCUCACCCCCAGCCCCCACAUCCAGCAUGUGCCACGAGGCGGCAGCGGCGGCGGCCAGCUGUCCACCCCGCCGCCCUCCAAGUCCCCCUCGCAGUCGGGCCUGAAGGCGCUGUCCCGCAACCCGUCGCUCACGCCCCCGGCGCCCUUCGCCGGCAGGUCGCUCUCGCAGAGCCCCGCGACCUCGGCCUCCUACAUCGGCCCGGUGCGGGGCAUCCCGUCCUACAUCGCCCCCUACGUGCCUCGCUUCCUGAAGGAGCCGCCCUUUUUCGAGCCGCCCACUGCGCCCCUGCCCCAGAACCGCUGCUUCCCGUGCGCCUUCCCCUGCCCGCGCCCGGAGCCGCCGCCGCCCCCGGCCUCGCUCUACUUCCCGCUGCUGCCCCCGCCGCCACACGACCCGCAGUCCACCUGCUCCUUCCAGACGCCGCCGGCCCUCUUCACCCCGCCCUCGUCGCUGUCCUACUGCCCACCCGUGGAGGUGCUGCUGCGCGGGAAGCCGCACGUAGUGCCCUCGGUGCUGCCCGCCACCUUCUACACGCCCUUCUCGCGCUACUACUCGCAGCCGCGGCCACGCCGCACCCUGAUGCGCCGCCGCCCCAGCGCCUUCCCCCUGCCCGCGCUGCCCAACCUGUCCUACGACAGCCCUGGACGCUCUGUCCAUUUCUACCGUGGCUCCUAGGCCUGACAUCUAUUUUGGACCCGAAACCUCUGCCAGGAAGUUCAAGCUGCUUCAUCCAGCCUUCAUCAGCUACGUGAAGGAGAGGUUUUUGAAAUCACAAUUGAUCAACACGCAAUUUAGUAACAUAUAUAUGCCUUCGACCGGAGCC